GCAAGUGUGAAGCCAUCCCGGUGGUGGUUAAAGGAAUCCGUCUGACACUCAUGAGCGGCCACAGCGUCACUCUGUGAAGGGAAACACUCGUGGGUCCGGCGGCUGUCAGUGGGAGAAUCCAGGCUCUGUUUGACCGGGGGAAGAAGGACGUUUAUCGGCUUCGGAAACAGGAAGCUAGCAUGAUGGCAGUGCUGGGCAGCGCCGGUCGCUUUAUCCAAUUCGUCAGGAGCAGCGUCAGCCUGAGUGUGAGGAGACGCUCCACCGCUGCUGCGUUAGCCCAGACUGCAACGCCAGAGACACAGGAGAACAGGAAACCAAAGACUGGAAUCCUGAUGUUGAACAUGGGAGGACCAGAGAAACUGGAAGACGUCCAUGACUUCCUGCUGCGACUCUUCAUGGACACGGACCUGAUGAAACUCCCCGUUCAAAAUAAACUCGGUCCGUUCAUCGCCAAGCGCCGCACGCCCAAGAUCCAGGAGCAGUACAGUAAGAUCGGAGGAGGCUCGCCCAUCAAACACUGGACGUCCAUGCAGGGAGAGGGCAUGGUGAAGCUGCUGGACGACAUGUGUCCCGACACAGCUCCUCACAAGUUCUACAUCGGUUUCCGCUACGUUCACCCGCUGACGGAGGAGGCCAUCGAGGAGAUGGAGAAGGACGGCGUGGAGAGGGCGGUGGCCUUCACUCAGUACCCGCAGUACAGCUGCUCCACCACAGGCAGCAGCCUGAACGCAAUCUACCGUUACUAUAGCAACAGAGACGACAGGCCCAAAAUGCGCUGGAGCGUCAUCGACCGUUGGCCCACACACCCACUGCUGGUGGAGUGUUUUGCAGAACACGUGAGCAACGAGCUGCAGAAGUUUCCUGAAGAGAAGAGGGACGACGUUGUCAUUCUGUUUUCAGCACACUCGCUCCCCCUGGCUGUCGUAAACAGAGGAGACCCGUAUCCUCAGGAAGUGGGAGCCACAGUUCAAAGAGUCAUGGAGCGACUGGGACACUGUAACCCUUAUAGACUGGUGUGGCAGUCCAGGGUGGGGCCGAUGCCGUGGCUCGGCCCUCAGACGGACGAGGUGAUCAAAGGCCUGUGUGAACGAGGGAAGAAGAACAUCCUGCUGGUGCCCAUCGCCUUCACCUCUGACCACAUAGAGACGCUGCACGAGCUGGACAUCGAGUAUGGACAAGUGCUGGGGGAGGAGUGCGGUGUGGAGAACAUCAGGAGAGCCGAGUCGCUGAACGGGAAUCCUCUGUUCAUGAAGGCUCUGGCAGACCUGGUCCAGUCCCACCUGAAGUCCAACGAGCCGUGCUCCCGUCAGCUGACCCUGCGCUGCCCGCUCUGCACCAACCCCACCUGCGGGGAGACCAAGGCCUUCUUCGCCAAGCAGAAGCUCUCGUAGAAUCACACACACACACACAUAUGUGCUGCUGUCGCCUCUUUGAACAGCAGGGGGCGACCUGAGAGGAAACGAUUAUGGCCUUUUUGACAAACUGAAGCGUCACUCACACAAACGACAGUUUGGUCUUAUGUUUUUGUUCAUUUCUCUUUAAUGUAAAGAGAAACUUGACGAAUGAAAAGCCGACGCUCUUCUCAUAUCAUCGCGUCACAGCUACAGCAAAAAGCCUCACACUCGUUUCUUUGUUUGUUUGUUUCUUCAUCCUCGCUAACAUUCCCUACACUCAGCCCCUGCAAACCCCCGCUGGAGACCCCGUUACACUUCUCGCUGGUGCUACGUACAUAAGCGUCAACGGAGCCGUUCACACGCACACAGGAAACCUGCUUUGUCGGCCGUUUCUCUUCCUCCUCGCCACCGGCCAUUCAAGGCCGCGGCCCCGCCCAUCCCGCUUAAAAUCCCUGCAAUGUGAUUGGAGCAGUGCUCACACUGCUGCUGCCGCCGCCGCCUGAUAGGUGAAUUAAAGUGCGAGAAAUCAGCCCAGCGACUGGGAUUUCUGCAGUAAACCAGAGGGCAGCUGUAGUCCAGUGUCUGAGGUCGUGACCUCUCAGGGCGUCCAAUCUCUGGAUAUUUACACAAAUCAUACACAUGUUUAUUUUUUAUAAUUUUUACUUGCUUUUUUUUUUGCGCUUUUCUGCUGAAUUAACAACAAAUGGCUUAUAUUUGAAAGGGAAAGUGUUUGCUUCUUUACGUUUGCACUUUCUAUGACAUGUUUAUUUCUAAAGGGAUAUUGCGGGUUAUUUUGAGGCGUGGUCGUACUCCCGGUCUCUGAGAACCAGCCUUGGGACAGGGGUUACAGCCACUUGAUAAGUCACUGCACCAAAGUCCAUAGAGAAAAUCAGCGAUUUUAACGUCAGGAGAUGUUGAUCCACUGCUGCCUCCAUCAGUAAAGUUCCAAUGUGUUAUUAUGGGAAAUCUGUUUGAUUUCCUUUGUUCUGUUGAACAAAAGUGACACAAACUGACCAAAACAGGGCGACAGCAGCUCCUGUGUCCACGUGACCUAAAGCUGCUGAUUUUCUCUAUGGACUUUGGUGUUGGAGAGAGAACUACUGAACAUAUUCUUAAGAUAAGUAGAUUAUAUUAAGUGAGUUUUGUUAAAUGGCUAUAACUGCUAAAACCUGAACUAUCCCUUUAACUAUCCACUAGACAGUUAUGAUUAUUUAUGUUCGUUUUAUUGAGCUGAAGAAAUUAGAACCAUGUGUGAGUCAUGGUGCAGUACUCAAAGUUUUAAGGCAAAAUGUUUAUAAAGAUAGGUCAGUAUUCUCCAUAGUCACAAAAUAUGUCACAUCACUGAAGGUGUGACAAAGAAAAAGAAAAAUAGAAAAGAAAAGAAGAAGAAAAAAGGCUGUUAAGGGAAAAGUACAAAAAGCACUUAAGUAAAAAAAAUAAGGCUGAAGUUUUCUUUCUGUAGCUCAGAUGCGUCGGAGAAGAGAAUCAUGAGGAUGAAAUGAAAAACACUUUGUUUUAUUUUAUGACAUCAUCUUAGAAAAACAACAUGAAAAAAGAAGAAAAAAAGAGGUCGCUAACUUGACUCCGCCUUCUGCCUCGCCCGCUCACUUCGGGAGGAAACUCCCCCCAAUGUGUCAAAGUGAGAUCUUCCACUUCAUGGGUAGCAACUCGACCUCUGACCCCGUUUUUCUAACACCACACUCACAUGUACGCAACGUGCUAACGCUGGGGGUGUGGCCUGAUGGCUGGUGCUAGAGUUGAAGCGGUGUCCGUCAAUGUAAGCAGUAUAGACCAACUAUGUGGUGAGGCAACACUCGCCACGCCCUGAUUCAUACGAGAAAACACUCGACUUGUUCUAAACAUGUUAACAGUGUGGCUACUUCCUGUCAAAACGGGCUACUUCCUGUCAGAAAGCGGUGGGUAACAGGAAGUAGCUGCUCUUUCCCGCCGAGAAUUAAUCAGGGUUAUCCGGGGUACGGAACUGGGGCGAGGCGACGUAGCCACGCAUUCAGCAGCGUCUCAUUUCGACGCGUCCGUCACACGCUGUACCUGUGAGUGCGCCCCCUGCUGUUAAUGCUACGCCAUGACGAUGUGCCUUUUUUUACUCUGGCGAACUAGAAAUUACUGGACUUGUGCUUUAUGUUAAUCCCGUAUGUGCUUAACCAAAACACGCUUUUGGUAAAAAAUAAUCCAACAUCUUUUCUUGGUAGAGUUUGUGAUUUAAGAUGUCGGUGAUUUUCAAAAACGUGAGUGACACGAGUAAAUGACCGUUGACCACUCUCCACUAUGCUCACAUUAUCAGAGGUUACCAGGAAGCGUCGCUUCCUCCCGACGUACGUACAGUGACAAUAAUUUUGUCGUAAUUUCAUGACACUACACAGUGGGAUAUUUGCGUAAUCUCAGCGCUGAUAAACUCCUCCAGAUAAUCGUAUUCCUUCUCAAGUGUCCGGAAUGCGAACAGCGCAAAUCUUAUUCCGAUGCCAUUGAUCUUCUUUUGUACGUAACGUCAUUGUGUGAAGUUAAAAAUUCUCUAGCACUCAAGCUGCUGUCCAAGUGACUUUUUAAUCUCUGGAUUAUUUGUUGAGAAAUUCAUCAAAAUAUGGAAAAACUCUAAAUUUCCUGUGUUCACUCCCUUUAAUCGGAUCUGACACUUCAAAUGUAAUUGGAAAAAGUCACAUUUUGUGCAGAUUUCAGGUUCCCUGCAGUAAAAUUCAGAGGUCACAUGGUUUAGAUUUUCGGGGGUGUGAUUGAGUAAGUGUGUGUGUGUGUGUGUCGCAGCUCCUACAUAUCUGGAGCCAUUUGGAUUUAUUUAUUUUUAUUUCGCUUUUUUUGUUUUUUGGACAUGUACACAAGCAUCUGUCUCUUGUUAUAUAGUCUUUUUUGUAACAAUGGAGGGAUGAGAUGAAACGCCUGAUAACGAGUCUUCCUGCAAUAAUAAAAAGAUAAGAAUGAAUAAAUAAAUAACAGCU
Messenger RNA from Solea senegalensis (Senegalese sole), 4363 nucleotides. It is a transcript of the gene fech, whose product is annotated as ferrochelatase. Bases 180 to 1391 code for a protein of 403 amino acids. Gene Ontology annotation, molecular function: protoporphyrin ferrochelatase activity. NCBI's taxonomy places the organism in Eukaryota, Metazoa, Chordata, Actinopteri, Pleuronectiformes, Soleidae. The record is from RefSeq and is a predicted model, not a curated record. The transcript is spliced from 11 exons. Gene Ontology annotation, biological process: heme biosynthetic process.